ACCGCAAGCUCAGUGAUGAUAGAGCAGUGGGAAAGAAUUGAAAAUAGUCUCUAGCUAAACCCUAAACCAGGUGGAAGAUGAAGAUGGGUAGUGUCUCAAAGCUACUGGCUGAAGGAUCGCUGGUUGAGGUCCGCUCGAGAGAAGAAGGCUUUGUGGGAGCUUGGUUCGAGGCAGUCGUACUCGGCCCUGCGGAUCCUCAUCUUUCAUCACUCCCAACAUCGGCCUCCUCCAACAACAAGAAGAAGAAGGUCUGGGUUGAGUAUCGAACCCUCAUUUCCGACAAUGAUGAAGAUGACGAGCCAAACAAGCCUUUAAGAAAGCUCGUCAGCCCAUACGUCAUCCGUCCCCGCCCUCCUCCUAAUUAUACGACUAACAAGGGUUUCGUGCUCUACGACAUUGUUGAUGCUUUUUACAAGGGUGGCUGGUGGACUGGUUUCGUGACCGGAGUUCUCGAAUCUUCCUCUCGCUACCUCGUCACCCUCCGCAACCCGCCGGAAGAGCUUGAAUUCGGUCCGUCUGACUUGAGAUUCCAUCGCCGGUGGGUCAAAGGAAAGUGGAUGGAGCCCGAAAAGAACAAAUCUGCCGCAGGAGGUGCAUUGACGAUGUUUAGGGUUGGGGAAGAGGUAGAAGUCUCCUUUGACGGAGAUGAUUGUAGAGAUGCUUGGUUUCCUUCGACUGUGGUCAAAACUCGUGGGAAUGGAGCAUUCGUGGUCAAUUGCUGCAGAGCGAACGCUGAAAAUGAGAAAGAGGUAAUUAGAGUAGCUGUUGAUGGCAGCCAUAUCCGACCAUGCCCUCCCUCUCCCCUCUUAAAAAAUAAUACAAAGACUAAUUUUGAUUUGCUUGAGGAAGUAGAUGCGUUUUAUGAUUUUGGCUGGUGGUUUGGAGUGAUAAGGGAAGUACUUACUGACAGUAGGUAUGUUGUUGUCUUUGAGCAUGAGAAAAAGAACAAGAGGAAAGAUGAGGAGAGGGUUUUCAAUCACUUGGAAUUAAGACCUCACAUGAAUUGGAAAGAUGGAAAAUGGUAUACUUCUGAGGGUAAACCAGUCCGGCCGCCAUGUAACUAUACCGCCCUUGAGGAUAUUGGGGAAAACAUCAAUGAUGUGGAGGAGGAUAUGAUGACCCAAAGUGCUUCUGGCAGCCAAGGAGGAAAUGUGACAGUUUCACUGGUGAGAAGUAAGAAGAAGCGUUGUCGUCCUCUAGCAGAAUUGUUGCUGCAAAAGGAAGGAGAGGUUUCAAAUCAAUUGCCACUGCCAUAUCCUCUCCUGCUUAACAAAUGUAAGAAAAAGGCAGGAAAUGAAUGUGAAGCUGUGGAAAUCCCAUCUGGACAAAAAGUUUCAAUUCCAACUAGUUCUGUUGCUGCUCAAGGUGAAAUGGGUGGUGAUCAAGUAGAAACUGGAAGUAAUAGUAGGAAUGAAGUUGAAGAAGUUGCUAUUCAAAAGAGACAGAGUGGAAGUGCACGGAAUUCUAAUGCUGCUGCUGUACAUGAGACUUGUGAAUCAGGAGAGAAUUCAGGUGUGCAAAAUCAUCCAGCUACGGGCAAUGGAGGAGAAGUUCUUGAAGUAGCUACUACUGUAAGUGAACAUCUCCAAAGCAGAUUUCUUCCAUUCAAGAAGACAAAAUUAAGUCAAUGGGACAAAAUAGAAUCCCGAGAUGUUUUCCAGAAAUAUCCACAGAAGCCACAUUUUCAGCCGCUUGAACAUGUUGAAGACAGUUAUCGUGAACCACUGAUGAUCUAUUACAUGACAACUUUCGCUGAUAUAAUUGAUGACGCUCGCUUUUUGGGGUUUGAUGGUCCUAGAAGCACCAUCGACGAAAUGCUGAACACACUCUGCGUUUUGGAGUCUCAAGGGUUCAAUGUUGAGCCUGCUCGCCGUCACUUAAAUGAGAUUCUGUCAUAUAAAGACAAAAAAGAACAUCUCCAGAACUUGUUGACUCAAACCCGUGGUGAAAAGGAGAAGCACAAGAUGGAGAAAGCACGUAUUGCUGAAGAGGUUGAUGAGCUGAAGAAGCAAAUGGCUAAGUUGGAAAAUGUCAUUGCUUCUGCACAGUCCAGGGAGGAUGAGAUCAAUAAGGAAAUCACACAUUUGUGCCCAGAUUAUGACACUUUAUUAUCACUUUAAUCUAUUCCAACUGCUAUCAGGUGACAAAGCAAUGUUGAAGACUAAGGUAGGAGUAGUUUGUAGUGUAUACUGUGUAUUUAUGGAAAAUUACGUUUCUGCAUGCCCAUUUGUAGACGUCCCACGUCCCCUAUAUUUUGUCGUUACGAUCCAUCUUAAAAAUGCAAAAAUUGUCCGUGAUACGGAUAAAAUGUAGACAUGACUUGUGCGCCAAGAAUUAGUCUACAAAAAUUCUUUCUUGUACACAUUUUUUU
This is a messenger RNA of Cuscuta epithymum, 2371 nucleotides long. The record is from the annotation of a GenBank genome assembly. NCBI's taxonomy places the organism in Eukaryota, Viridiplantae, Streptophyta, Magnoliopsida, Solanales, Convolvulaceae.